Messenger RNA from Daucus carota subsp. sativus, 1793 nucleotides. RefSeq lists its product as uncharacterized. NCBI's taxonomy places the organism in Eukaryota, Viridiplantae, Streptophyta, Magnoliopsida, Apiales, Apiaceae. The record is from RefSeq and is a predicted model, not a curated record. The transcript is spliced from 5 exons. The coding region runs from base 301 to 1584 and encodes 427 amino acids.
CUUCUAGCUAAAAGGCAUCUCUGAGAUUCAGUAAGCAUUUAGAAACAUAAACUGACAACAAAAAUUUCCACUGCAAUUUAUCAGAUAUGACAAGGUAGGUGUUGAUUUGACUUGUAACAAAGAAAUGGUAUUGGUUCAUUAAUAAAAAAUGAUUGUUUGCCGAUUUGGUUUGAAUGGGUUAUUGUGGGGAGAUUAAGCUAAUGAGUCAUUAGGAGAGGCUGUAUAAAUAGAAGUGAGCUUUGUUUCAGCUCUAUCCGGAUCAUCUCCAGCUGCAGGCCUUUAGGUUCUGAAGACUUUAAAAUGGCUUCUUUUUCCGUGGAGGAUUUUGUUGGCGAUGGAUGUCUGAAAGAAUUGCUUCCGAAGCUGUUAGAAGAAGGCUGGGAUGAUGUCCCAACUUUGAAGAUUAUGAAUUCGGAUGAUAUGAAAGUCAUAAACAUGACUCAACAACAAAAGGAUGCACUAGAAUUAAGAUCAUAUGUUCAUGAUCGCGCCUUGAUGCAAUAUGCAGACAAGCUGGAGGCCUCGCAAAAAUGUCUCCCAGAGCUACUAAAUUUGAGUUCAGCAGAUCUGUACUUACAAUUUGGCAUGAAAAGAGGUCAUCUUGCACGUUUCUUACAAAGAACCAGUAAUGAAUAUGCAGCAGAUCCUCUGCCAGCGUCAAUGACACGUCCGAGUAGACAAAGAACUAUAACGCCAUCUAGGAAUGAUAGUAUUUACAAGAGCGGACUUAUGUCUAUCAACUCCAGAAAAUUGCAGAGUAUGGUAAGAUCAGGACCCGCAGGCAAUAGUGUGGCUUAUGAUGUAACGAUUGAACAGUCCUUAUCUGAUUUUAAAAUGAAAGACGGACAAAUCUUUAAGGGAAUUGUGGCCGCGGUACCUGAUGAACCUAGAGGAUGUGGUUGUGUACAGUCCCCACCUAUUAUUGAAACUGUUGCGCCAUACUCUGUGAUUGAUAAUAUCUCCGUCCAAAAGUUAACUCCAGAAUACAAAAUUGGGAUGGAGCGUCUGGUAAAAACAAAGACACCUCCGAUGAAAGCCUCAGAACUUUGGCGUAGCAAACCAGCUGUGCUUCUCUGCCUUCGGAGGCCUGGGUGCAUCAUGUGCCGAGCUGAAGCACACAAGCUAUAUGCAAGAAAACCAAUAUUCGACGCACUUGGGAUUCAGUUAUAUGCAGUUCUUCACGAGCACAUAGAAGCCGAGGUUAAGGAUUUCUGGCCAAGAUAUUGGGGUGGCGUCGUACUUCUUGACAAGAGCAGGGAAUUUUUCAAGGCCUUAGGUGGUGGGAGGCUGUUGAAAGACAAGUUUGUCUCCGGAUUUCUGCUCAACCCUCGAGCCAUCGCGAACUACAAGCGUGCAAAGGCAAUGGGAAUGGACUCGAACUUCAGAGGAGAAGGCGAGAUCAAGGGAGGACUAUUUAUUGUUGGCAAAGGCAAAAGUGGAAUCGCAUACCAGUUCAUAGAAAGGAAUUUUGGAGACUGGGCACCUAUUGCAGAAGUCAUCGAAAUCUGUGCUCGGCUUCAGAAUCAACACCACAGUCAUGAAGGGGAGUCUACCAGAUCACUGCAGGAAUCUGAAUAUGUUUAAUUUAUAUCUUUGUAUCUUAACUACUAUACUAUUGAAUUAUUUGUUAUCAUUACAUGAGGGAUUGUGUGAGACUGUAAUUCUUGCGCUGUGCGGAGAAAGAUGAUUGUGAUUCUAUUCAUACAAUACGUUUGAGACCUUGUCAAAAUAGAUUGCAGAGGAGCAUUCAUCUAGAAAUGACUGUUCUUUCGGCUUUACACAGUGGCCGAUCC